Messenger RNA from Paramecium primaurelia, 1070 nucleotides. The record is from the annotation of a GenBank genome assembly. NCBI's taxonomy places the organism in Eukaryota, Ciliophora, Oligohymenophorea, Peniculida, Parameciidae.
AUGUCUAUAAAAAGCAAAAUAGUUACACAAGUUGAAGAUGGAUAAGCAGAACAUUUAGCUAAAUUAUUAUAUCCUCCAUAUCAAACAUAUUUUCAUUAAGCAAAAGUUGCUCAUUCAAAAUAAACUCUAUUAUCUUCAUUAUAGUAGGUAGGAAUGAAUGUUCAAGAAUUUUAAGAUAAACCUGUUUAAUAGAUCAUGUAAGAAUGCGAAUAAAAGUUAAAGAAAACCUAUACUGUAAAAGUAGUAGGAAUUAAAGAUGGAGAAUUAGCAGUUAUCUCGAAAAGAUUUGCCUUGCCAAAAAAGAAGUCUUUGAAAUAGAUAUCUAAUAAAGGUAUUAAUUAUAUUACUUUGUAGAGGAUCCAAUAUUUUAAUUGUCUUAAUAACCAUACUAAAUUCAUAGUUAAUUUCCAAACAAAUAAUUAAAAGCUGUCAAAAAAGUAAAAGAUCCUUAAGAUGAAGAAUUCAAAAAGAGAUUAUUAAAUUGGUAAGCAGAAUAAUUUGAAAAAAUGAAAGGAAAACCAUAAGCAGAAGAUACAUCAGAUGAAGAAUAAAACUAAGAAUCUCAAUCCUUACCUUAAUCAUCUUCUUUGAAAAAUAAGAAAAGUUUACCUAGAAUCAAACUAUAAAAAAUUAGACGAUCAGAUAGUCCUAAAAAUGAAAAUUCAGAGAAAAUAGGAGAUACAUAAGAAGUAUAUGCAGUAUUUCAUAAUUAAAAUUAAAAUCAAAAAAUGUCAUAUAGUAGAUUAUUAAAUCAUGUAAAUGAUAAAUAGAAAAAGAAUGAAAAAAAUAAUCAUAGUCCUCCAUUAACUAAUUAAUUAGUUGUAGUCAAUAUAAAUAAAAAACCCCCUGAACCUCCUAAAUUAGGUGGUAUUAUAAUGGAAUUAGAUGAAGAACAUGAAAAUUAUUAAUCAGAUAAAAAAUAACAUGAUGAAUAACAAUAACAUUAGACUUAAUAAAGUUCUUCUUUAUAAAUUACACAAUUUGUUUUGAAUGACACAGAUGCUAUGCAAAAGAGACUUAAGAAAAUAUAAGAAAAAUUACACCAUAGUGAACCAGAAGGAUUAUUUUGA